Messenger RNA from Rubroshorea leprosula, 1350 nucleotides. The record is from the annotation of a GenBank genome assembly. NCBI's taxonomy places the organism in Eukaryota, Viridiplantae, Streptophyta, Magnoliopsida, Malvales, Dipterocarpaceae.
UUCCUAAAUGGCUCUCUUGAAGAAGAGGUGUAUGUUCAACAACCUCUUGGCUAUGUUGUAAAGGGUGAAGAGAACAAGGUGCUUAAACUGAAGAAAGCUCUCUACGGCUUGAAACAAGCUCCAAGAGCUUGCAAUUGCAAAAUUGACAGAUACUUUUAGGAGAAUGGCUUUGUCAAGUGCCCUUAUGAAUUUGCUCUCUAUGUAAAGGUGAGCAAUGGUGGAAUUUUAAUUGUUUGCCUUUAUGUAGAUGAUCUAAUAUUUACAGACAAUAAUCCAAGAAUGUUUGAAGAAUUCAAAAGGGCAAUGAGCAGUGAAUUUGAAAUGACAGAUAUAGGACUCAUGUCCUAUUAUCUUAGCAUAGAAGUGAAGCAAAUGGAGGAAGGCAUCUUCAUUUCACAAGAAAAUUAUGCAAGGGAGGUGCUUAAAAGGUUCAACAUGAGCAAUUGUAAACCGGUGAAUACUCCGGUUGUCGGUCGCAUCAAGCUGUCCAAGUUUGAAGAAGGUGGAAGUGUGGAUGCAACUCUUUUUGGAGUUUAGUUGGAAGUUUGAGAUAUUUAACUUGCACAAGACCUGAUAUUUUGUUUGGAGUUGGACUGGUUAGUCGAUAUUUGGAGGCUCCUACAACAGUUCAUCUAAAGGCAGCAAAGAGGAUCCUUCUCUAUAUAAAAGGUACUGCUGAUUUCGGGUUGAAUUAUUGUGCCUCUAAUGACUUUACUCUUAGAGGUUUCAGUGACAGUGAUUGGGCCGGAGAUAUUGAUGAUAGAAAGAGCACCACUGGAUGUGUGUUUUGCAUGGAUGAUACAGCUUUUACUUGGAGCUUGAAAAAGCAGCCCAUUGUUACUCUGUCAACUUGUGAAGCAGAGUAUGUCGCUCUUAAUUCUUGUGUAACUCAUGCAGUUUGGUUGAGGAAUUUGCUAAAGGAGCUUCAUGUCACACAAAAGGGCCCAACAGAAAUAUAUGUUGACAACAAAUCUUCAAUUGCAUUGGCAAACAAUCCUCAAUUUCAUGAAUGAAGCAAACAUAUUGAUACCAGGUAUCAUUAUGUGCGCCAGUGUGUUGAAGACAAAGUGGUGCAACUAAUUUUUGUGAAAUAUCAUGAUCAGAUGGCAGACAUCCUUACCAAGGCUCUCAAGUUCGAUGUUUUCAAGAAAUUAAGAAGCUGUCUUGGAGUUGGAAAAAGUCAUGUUUAAAGGGGGGUGUUGAAAGGAUAAACAUACCUUUAAUAUUCAGUUCAUGUAUUGGGUAUGAAUAAUAUUUAAUAAUGUAUCUAAAAGAAUGGGAUUCAUGUAUACCAGUUAACUAGGGGAAGAACCAGUUUUUAUGAUUUAUCUAUAAAUAACUUUGUAAGUU